Stegodyphus dumicola is the source of this 4663-nucleotide messenger RNA. RefSeq lists its product as uncharacterized. The record is from RefSeq and is a predicted model, not a curated record. NCBI's taxonomy places the organism in Eukaryota, Metazoa, Arthropoda, Arachnida, Araneae, Eresidae. Gene Ontology annotation, biological process: small GTPase-mediated signal transduction. Gene Ontology annotation, molecular function: guanyl-nucleotide exchange factor activity.
CUCAUCCUGCUUAAUAUUUCAAGCUACAAAGUGUCAGUAUAUGGCUUAUAGUAAUAUACUAUCAUUGAUAUGGAAAAACAGGUACAAGUAUGAAUUGAUUAACGAAAAUCUAAUAAUAGAGAGUACAUUUAUGCAACAAACAAGUGGAUGCGAAAAUUUAUGGAAGGCUCAGUUAGGUAUGACUGCAAAUUAUAUUAUCCUUUUUAGAUAUAAUAUUGAAAGCAUAAAUACCAGUAAACAUAAGGAAAGUUCUUCAGUUCUUCUCAGCAUGAUUCCUAUAGAGACUUUAAGAAUAACAAAAUAUCCCAGAAGGAAAUUAGAAAUUUGCACCCUAGACGGCUCGUACAGCUUCUAUAAAUUAAUCAAACAUCGAGGAUGUGGUACGGCUUGGUCAAAAUGGAAAUCUCUCCAUGGAACAAUUCCUAAAGAAAAGUUAAAACUUAAUGUUGAACUAAGGCUAAUACCUUUCAUAGAUCUGGACAAGAAAAUAAAAAAUCAGUUGAAAGAUGAAAAAUUUAUUUAUUGUUUGCGUAUCUUACGAAGAUGUUCUCAGAAGGCAUUCGAUUUAAACAAAACCUUCCACAUAGCAAUUUUUGACAACAAAACUUCCAAAGGAACUGCAUCAUUUGAAUAUGGAGCGGCACCAGCAAAGAAAUGCUCGUCGAUGCUGAAAUGGAUAAAAGGUGAAUCCAGAUUAAGUAACUUCAAGUCUGGUUCAACAAGCAGCGGGAGUAAAAAGAAUGUAACAAUAAAUACGAAAGCCGAAACUAUUCAAAAUGGAGAACAGUUACCCUCGUAUGUGAAGACCAAUCAAGGAUCAAAAGACUUAAAUGGAAGACAGGCAGCAGAAGUAAGGAAAAAAAUGCGACUGGUUCGAAGGUUUGGAGAAGGAAUACCUGAUGGAUGCGUUUUCGACUUGACAUUAAGUUACCAUGACCAAAUCGAUCAGAAUGAAUACUCAAAACCAAAACCGCCAAAAAGAAAAAAAAGCACCGAAUUAGGGUUGUUUGAUGAUUUUUCUUCGGAGAAAAUUGCCCUUAAAACAUUGCAGCAAUGGUCUGAUUAUGAGACAGACAACAACGCAAGCGAGGAAGAAUUGAAGCGAGAGUAUCAAGAAGACUGCCGCCAAAUUUUAAAAGCCGUCAGAUAUUUCCAAAACACUUCUCUUCCUGUUCUUGAGAAAGGUAUCAAAAAAGUAAAAUCUGUUGAAUCAUUCAAGUCAAUAGCUUUAACAAAAUACCAGAACGUGUAUCUGACUUCUAAUGUAUCUUUACCCAAUCUGCAUGAGCUGGCACUAUUUCGUAGAACUAGCAGACUUUCAUAUGUUUUAGGUUUCGAUGAGGAGAACAUAGAAAGCGGAUAUUAUUUUCGAGAAGAUAAUCCUCUACAACCUCUGUCAUUUUGGAUCGCAAACCCUGGGACAGGACAACAAAACUAUGGUAGAUUUUAUUCCACCGAUCCAAUACACCGAAAGAUGAAAGCCCAGAGAUUAAAAUUAAAUCUUCUGAGGUGGAGAAAUAAAGGCAGAUGGUAUGAUAUUCGAGAAAAAUGUAACCUUUUAGUUCAUUCUGAUGAUGAUAGCUUGAAUACUAAGUUUUUAAAGACAGCAGCAUUAGCCAGCAAAGUAAUUCAUCAGAUUGAGGAAGAAUAUCCUAAGCGCCAGACAUUAUGGGUGGAAUCCCCUGAAAGGAAAAAUGCCCGCGUCCGAAAUAAAAGCCAGAAACCUACCGCAGAAAAGAACAAGAAACGCAGCAGAAAAUCUGUCGCCGAGAAGAAGCAUAUGACAUCAUUUAAAAAUAUAAACGAACUGAAGCCUCUACAAGUGGCACAAGAUUUGAGGAGAAUUCAACAGAGACUCUUUUAUGAAAUCGAGAGCGCAGAAAUAACAAGAUACAUCCUGAAACCCGAAACCGUUACUGAGGUGAACUGCCCUUACCUAUGUGGAUAUUUACUCUUUUUUAAUAGAAUAAAAAAUUUGGUGGUGACAGAAAUUAUGACGCAACAGAACAGUCUGGAUAAAACGGAAGCUUUCUAUCGAUUUAUCCAGGUGGCAGUGUUUUCCUACAAAAUGCACAAUUAUCAAGGAGCCUAUGCAAUUCUUUGUGGAUUAUGUGAACCAAUACUUACAGAAUGCCAUGAAUUAUGGUCCUCCAUACUUGAUGAUCCAAAAACUGAAUUAAGUGAUUUUGAUGAUCUUCUAAGAAUUGGUUGGUAUGAAAAAAUACAAUGGCACUCAAAACUAGAAAUUCCUUUCUUUGGACAUUUCAUGACACUAAUUAUUAAACAGCUCAUUCAGAAGUCAGAAAACUUUCCUCAAAUGGAGAUAUCAGGACUGAGUUUUUUGAAAAAGAAACUUUCACGUAAGAUUAUAAACAUAACAUGAAUUUUAAAUAUGAAAAUGUGUUUAAAGCAAUUAUUUGAUUUGUGUUAUAACUGUUAAUUAUCUAUUCAGAAUAUUUAUUUCUGAUACCCAGAUUUUCAUAACUACAGAUUUCAUUCUUUACAGAAGAAUUUGAAAAUCUGCAUUUGAUUUUGGAUGCAAACAAAAUUUUGAAUUUAAAAAAAAUUCACUAUGACAAAAUUUACAGCAAUUUUUUUAUGUAUCUGAAAACCAACUUUUUAACAAUAGUAUAUUAAAACGAAUUUUGAUUCGGGAGGUGAGUUUAUUUCACUAUUGAGAUCAUUUACCGUUUCUAUGCCAACUCCCUAUUCUUUCUUUCUAUUAACACUUUGCACUCGAGAAGUGACUCUCUCACCAUGUGAUUCGAUGCCGCAACUCGAGAGGUGAUUCUCGCUCCCCACUUGGUUUGAUGCGGAAACUCGAUGCACGGUAAUAACUGUUUAAUUUCUUCGAAGCGCGUUCUUACACUCUUUCUGUAUAAUCUUAUGAAGUGUAAAAUUAUACCCCUUUAAGUGAAAAUAAGAUUUUCUUAUCUGAGAUCUUGCCUUUUCUUAUCUAUCAUAAAGUCUGUUCUCAGAGAAAUGAACCCGGAAAAAGGCAUCAAAUGAGCCCCGACCAGCCAGGCCUACGUCUUGGGAAUGGUUACAUGAAAUAUCAUACACACAAAAAUUACAGAGACUAAUAUUUAAGAUAUUAUGUUUAUGAAGGUGUAAAGAUAUAUAAAAUGUUAAACUCUAAAAAUUUUAUAUAUUAAUUUGUAUGUGUGUGUAAUGAUUUUUAAGUUACUGGUAAGAAAUGCAUCAAAAAGGUUGUGAAACGUCUCGAGUUGCUGGUGAGCCGAGCUAAAAAGGCCUUAAAGCAAAGGGUUUAUAUGGAUACUGAAUAUCCAUUUUUUACCCAAAGCAAUACAAAUGUUUUGCUUUAGGUAAACCUUAUUUUUGAGUACAUAUUCUACUGUUUUUUAAUAGCAAUCCUGGAGUUACAUGAUUAACAUGUGCCAAAAUUUAUUUACUCAUAACUAGAGCCGUGACAAGGGUGAGGCAAGUAGGCACAUGCCUCAGGUGAACAAACAACUAAAAAUGGUGCGAAAUUAGCUAUGAAAAUUUCGAAAUUCAUUUUAAAAUAUAAAUUAUGAUCAUUAAUUUUAUUCCAUUCUCAACUUUAGAACACAACAAGAAGCAUCAAAAGAAUUUUAUUGUAAACAAACCAGAUGAAUUAAGAGAAAAAUUUAUAGCAUUAAUUCAUUUUCAAAAGUUUUGAACUUUACUGUGCAGUACAUACACUGCUUUCUAACAUUAAAAAUUAUAGUUGGAAAUAACCUUUGAAAUUAAUUUAGACCUUGUGUACAACCUAUGGAGUUGCACCCUGCUGCUGACAUUCAUAAUUCUUUACCAUUUAUAUCUCUUUAAUUCAAAUAUAGCUUUUAUUUCGCUUCAAUAAGCUUUCUAAACAGCACUUGCUGAAAAUUAACUGAAAAUGGAUGAUGAUGUAAUAGCUUUAACAAUUUCUAGCAUCAGACCUUAAUGGAAUAUCAUCGGGAGUCUAAACACUGAUGUUUGAAAAUGAAAUGUACAGUAUCAUCAGUGUUGUUGGGUAGAACUUACCAAUGAACGACAUGCGCAGUACAAGUUUUUAUCUUAUAUCCAUAUUUUAUUUGCACAGAAUGGUUUCAUUUGUAGUUUUUCUGAAUCAGUUAAAUAUAUUACUGGGUGGGUUUAAGCGAAUUGGUGCAUUAAUCUGCCUCAUAAUUUGUAAGGUUGGAACAUGACUUAUGUUGAGUUGUUCUGUUAUUUAUAAUGAAACAAUAAAAUUAAUUGUUUAGAAAAGAAAUACAAAAUGGGUUUAAAAUUUUGAAUUUUUAAGACGAAUAGUUCUGACUAAUUUUAAUAUAAAAGAACAUGUUUUACAAACUGUAGUUCUGUUCUGUUGACUUUCGAUGCUUUUCCGCAAACCGAGAAUAAGAUAUAUAUAUGUGGGAUUUUAAAUACAUAGCUUAAUAUUUUUCCUCGUGCGCUGUCUAAAUUUUAGCUGUUGACUGCACGAGUGAAAUUGAUAGAACUCUCGCCACUUUGUUUUAUGAGAGGAGAUGUAAGAUAAUAUAAAUGUGGUAUUAAGAGAUGUAAGACAUUAUAGUUGUCAUGUUAAUAGAUAUAAGAUGUUAUAGAUAUCGUGGUAAUAGAUAAACGAUGUUAUAGAUUUUGUAUUAAUAGAUGAACUAUGUUAUAGAUGUAUUAAUGUUUUAUUAAAUGUGUUUUGUUUGAA